UUCCAAAGUUAAUGGUUUAUAAAGAAAUACAAUAAAUUCCUACCACGUUAGAUCAUUGCUUUAGUCCUUUAAUCAGAAACCACUGUCUGCGUCUGGUCUAAAUUUAGCCUCACUAGGAACUCCUGAGUUCACAUUGUUGAGCAAAAGAUCAGCCUUCCUCUUGUUUUUCCCGGUAAAAUCACCUGAAACUUGAUCUGUGUCAAUAAAACGGACCUUGAGCUUUAUCAACUCAAGCAUGACACGAGGAAGCGACGGUGCACACGGCUGAAAGUGAAGCGCACAACAGUGAGCUUUCGGAUUAAACUAUGCUGGAUUUCCCCCGCCUGGGUGUGGAUGACUGGAAGGGGGAGACAAGGGAGAGAGGGGGGAGGCGUUGAGGAGGCAUCGUUGUGGAAACAGCGAUAAGAGCGGCUGAGGGCUGCGAGUGAUAAGGACACUGUACCUCCAAGUAAGUGGAAAAAUACCUUUUUUUUCAAACUAUAUACUUGUAUUUCUCAGCCUUUCUCUUUAAUUUUCCUGAAAUGAGCUUUUGGAUAAAGUGUUGUUUCCCCACUAAUAUAUGCUCCUUUUAAUGAGGACAAGUCUCUGCCUUCUCAAAUCUGACUCCACAUGCAACGUGCAAACGACACCUCGCACAUCUCACGUCUAUAAUGAGAGCAGAUUGCACUGACGGCAUUGCAGGAAGCUGCCAUGGAGCCGGGAUGCCAUAGGCGCCGUCUUGUCCAUUAUUAUUAUUUUUUUGGGGGGCGAAACCAGACUGUUUGUUGAGGUGAAAUAGGUCUGAGUUUGCUUCGUUCCCACUGAGUUGAAUGUUUGUUUCUUUCCCAUUCUGCUCGCCUCCCUUCCUCCAGCAGUAAUUGCCAAUUGCCGCAGGGAAAGGAAAUGAUGAUUUACCCGUAGUCCAUUCUGCCCUCCGCAAACAAAAUUAUAUGUAUAUUCAUUUCAAAGAAAAUCACAGAAAUUGAGUUAUUGUCUUGCUCAAAAUAUCCUUUACGAAAAAGAAUGAAUUUUAUAUUUGUUCAGUAUAUUAUAUACGACAUUAAAGCUGCACCAAUUCUUAUUUAUGUAAUGAUUCCUUUAGAUUAUGUGGAAAGUGUCACACAAAGAUAUAAAUCCACAGAAAAUUUAAAUAAAAUCAGUUUCCCUCCAGCUUCAAACUUCUUCUAAUGAUAAAACUCCAGGAACCAGAUGUCUAAUUGCAACAGGCCGUGGAUCAGUUCUUAGAGAUCAAAACAGAACUAAAAGAGUAAAUAUCGGAAUACACGACUCCACAUUCCUGCUAAUAAGUUUCCUAUAUAGACUUUUGUACGGUGAUGCGAUAGCUAACAAACACAAGAAUCAAGGAUCAAGAUGUUUUGGCUUCACUUUUGGGAAGACAUUGUUGCUCAUUUUAUUUGUCUAUGGUUUAAAUCCUUUUGGCAGCAGCCUAAAAAAUAUAUAUAUAUAUAUUUUACUACUAAAAGAAAAGCCCAGAAAGAGACACGGAGGUAUCACUCCAAGCUUAAACCUGUACAUGUGAUUUUGUCAUUUUGCUUUGCAUACUCAACAGCCAUGGAAACCACCAAUUGCUCCGUCGUGGACCAACUGACUCGCUACUACCUGCCCAUCUCCUACGGCGCCAUCUUCAUUGUGGGCCUGGUGGGCAACGUGACCUCCAUCGCCAUUUACGUGACCAAGCUGCGCCCCUGGCGGAGCAGCAGCAUCAUCAUGGUCAACCUGGCGCUGACCGACCUCCUCUACGUGCUCAGCAUGCCCUUCCUGGUCCACUACUACAGCACCGGGAACUGGCCGCUCGGUGACUUCAUGUGCCGCUUCGUUCGCUCCGGCUUCCACCUGAACCUGUACGGGAGCGUCCUCUUCCUGACGUGCCACGCGCUCUUCCGCUACGUUAUAGUGGCCAAGCCCAUGAGGGUGGCGCGGGUGCAGCGGAAGAUUUGGGGCGUGGUCGCGUGCGCAGCUGUCUGGUUCGUUGCCGCCGCCGAAAUCGGGCCCAUGUUUUCGGUGAUAUCGCUGUACCGGCCCGACAACGAGACCCUCUGCUUGGACUUUGCGAGCACUAAGCCCGUGGGCGACGUGUGCUGGUACAGCCGGCUGCUCACCGCCUUCGGCUUCUUGCUCCCCCUGGUGGUGGUGUCCCUGUGCUACAUCGGCAUCGUGAGAGCGUUGGCGAAGGGGCCCUACACCAGCAGCCCGACCCGGGCGCGGGCGCGCCGCGUGACCGUGCUGAUCCUGGUGGUGUUCGUGGUGUGCUUCCUCCCGUACCACGUCUUGCGCGUGUGGUGGAUCGAAACUCGGCACGGCGCGGGGGACGGCGAUUGCGCGGUGCGUGCGGCGUACAUCGUCUCCCGCCCUCUGGCGGCACUCAACACGUUUUUUAACCUGGCGAUGUACACGCUCUCGGGUGAUCAGUUCAGAAAGGCCUUCCUCAGGACCUUUUACUGGGACUAUGGCGUCACCAAGGCCAAGGUGCUGAUCCAAGUGGCCGUCAUCGACAGGGCACGACGCAGCGACGCGCCCGCCGCCUGACCCGCCGCCUGGCCGCGAUGUCGGUGGUCGCUGUGGUUUCAUCCCUUCGUACUUUCCAGGGACGAUAAAUGGCUCUACGUGCGUAUCAUAUGUAAAUAGAAGUGACUCCCGGUUAAAGUUGCCUUUCUAAAAUUGUCAUAGUCAAAGAAUAAUUUAUACGACUCACAAUGUGAUGGAUGUUUUGUCUGCUGAGUCUAGAAGGUUUCCAUUUGUAGUCCCACCGGCCGGCAGGACGCUUUUCAGAUGUUUAGUCAGUUUAAUUGAAAGAGAAAAUAAGCUUAUAAGGUUUUAGAUCAUAUUACACCUGCUUUGUGCUUUACUAUGGUUUUACUACACCACCUGUUUUUACUGCAUUAGAAAUGUGCUGAGAUAGUAUAAAGGAGAUAUGUAGGUAAAUGGACUGUUUUGUAAAGUGUUACCUCAACUGUAUUUAGUUUCAUAUAAAGUAUCAGUAACAGUUUAUGUUUCCUCUGUAUUUGCGACCGAAUUGUAUUGAUAAUUGACAAAUGGAACUUACGUUGCCAUAUUACAGCCAUUGUAGGUAAAAAAAAUAAUUUGGGGGUAAUAUUGAAAGAAGAAACUCCUUUAGAAUAAAGUUUACAAGUGAAGCUUAGAAGUUCUCUAAAUUAGAAAAGAGGAAUAAAACUGGAUGAACUUGCGGGAGAGCUUUCGUGCAUCAGGGCUCGUCUCCCCAACGGCGCGACAAAACCGCAGUUCACAGUUUUCCGCCGCUGCUGAUCUGUGAGGAGACUCUCCUCUGCCAACUACUCUCCCCCAAGGAGGGGGGUGGAUGGGGGGGGCGUAACUGAGAGCAAACCUGCCGGAACAAAUCCUCACUGUCAACAGAGGGCCGCCCUCCGCACGCAGAGGAAGCAGAUCACCUGUUUGUCUCUCACCUGCGAAGAAGAACUCCAUCCCGAGGCCAGAUGUGGCCCCCCUGGAUUUAUGGUUCAAUUUGGAAAAAACCGUCGGUGCGCCGAUAAAAAGUGCAAUAAAAAAGGUGGAAUCGAUGUAACAUUUGAGGCGCGUGUCGCUCCUCUGCGUCGCUUUGGCGGCCUCAUGUAACUCUGAUCUUUCUCUGAUGCGCGCUGUG
Gasterosteus aculeatus aculeatus (three-spined stickleback) is the source of this 3619-nucleotide messenger RNA. The record is from RefSeq and is a predicted model, not a curated record. NCBI's taxonomy places the organism in Eukaryota, Metazoa, Chordata, Actinopteri, Perciformes, Gasterosteidae.